Molecule: messenger RNA, 2232 nt
Organism: Tarenaya hassleriana
Lineage: Eukaryota; Viridiplantae; Streptophyta; Magnoliopsida; Brassicales; Cleomaceae
Exons: 1
Coding region: 83-2104 (673 amino acids)
Source: RefSeq, a predicted model, not a curated record
UACACCAUAUGUCGGGCAUUAGCAUCAAGAGAGAGAUCUGCUUUCUUCUUCCUUUUUUUUUAAGAGUUUAAAAUCUAAAGAUAUGGAGGUUCCUCGGUUCCAAGCAUGGGCCGUGGAAGAGGUGAAUUUCCCCUUCCACGAACAUCCUUUGCACCGUUCGGGCGGGUAUGGGCUCAAGUGCCACGGAUGCCGUCAACCAGGUUACACGGAGGACGGCUACCGCUGUUCAGAGUGCUAUGGAAAAUUCUUCAUACACAAGGAGUGUGCGGAGUCGCCUCUUGAGAUCAACCACUCUUGUCAUCCCCAACAUCCUCUCAACCUCGUCGGCUUUCUGGAUUUCAAUCAAUGCCAUUUAUGCCAUGGAGACGUGUGGACUGUGGGCUAUAGAUGCUCUACGUGUGACUUGUGGCUGCACACAAGUUGUUCAAGAAUCCCAACCUCUCAUACUAUCCAAAAGCCGGAGGCUCACGAGCAUUCGCUCACCCUCCUCAUGGAGGUAGGGAAGACGAGGUUCACCUGUCAUGUGUGUGGUCUGCGUUGGGAUGGCAAUUAUUACCGCUAUGCAUGUAAACAACGCGACUUUUUCUGCCACAUCAAAUGUGUCAGCCUCUCACCAGAGAUAAAUCACCUUUCCCACCCUUCCCACCCUCUCCAACUCCUCAAGGACGGCGCACCUCUUUACUCUGAUGGCAAGUGCUGCCUUUGCGGUAAAGCGUCUGAAGAAGGACGGUUCUAUCAUUGUUCCGCCUGCAACUACAGCUUGGAUCUGGACUGCGUAAGGAAUCCGCCGCCACUGACUCAUAUAAGCCCUAAAACCCAUGAGCAUGAACUCACCCUCAUUCCCCGACACCUCUCCUUCACCUGCAAUGCAUGCGGGAAGCAGGGCGAUCGGAAUCCCUAUGUCUGUCUUCAAUGCAAUUUCAUGAUCCACAGAAGUUGUUUCGAGUUACCUCUUCUCAUCAACAUCAAUCGUCACGAUCACCGCAUCUCGCGCACCUAUCUUCUUGGUCUUGGGUUUUCCCGUCAUGAUUGCGCAGUGUGUCAUAAAAAGGUCGAUUGGCCCUACGGAGGCUAUAUUUGUAAUUGUAAGUCAUGCCCUGACUUUAUUGUUCAUGCCGAUUGUGCAACUCGACAGGAUGUGUGGGACGGGAGAGAACUCAUAGGAAAACCUGAAGAGACCGAAGAUAUCGAACCUCCAUUCCGAGUGAUAGACGACAACCUGAUAAACCAUUUCACUCACGAAGAACACAACCUCAGUCUCAACAACAAGGCCCGCGAGGAAGGAAUGAUAGAGUGCAAAGCAUGCAUUCGUCCUGUAUAUUCUGACCCGUUCUACGGUUGCAUGCAAUGCGAUUACGUUCUUCACCAAACAUGCGCCAAUCUUCCUCGGACAAAGCGACAUCCGCUCAGUGCCGAUAAACUUACUCUGGUGGGCGGUGCCACAUACUUUCAAGAUUCUUUCCAAUGUUAUGCUUGUUUGCGACACUCCACUGGUUUCAGGUACCGUAUGAGGCAUACACCGUGGUAUGAUGGAAUGAUAGAUGUAGAAUGCAUUUCCAUUACGGAACCCUUAAAACAUGAUAGUCAUCCCCAUCCCUUAUACUACUAUGAUAAAAAAUACAAAGGGAGACAGUAUUGUGAGGCUUGCGGCGGAUAUUGUCAUAGAGGCUUCAGAUGCAUUAGGGAUGAUUGUGAAUUCUAUCUGGACUACGGCUGCGCAGUGUUGCCGAAGAUGGUGGAGAAACACAAGGUAGACGAUCAUUCACUCUUCCAAUGCUACGGAGAAAAUGCAAAGGGUGAAUAUUGGUGCGAUAUAUGCGAGGAAAAAGUAGAUCCAAAGAGAUGGUUCUACACGUGCGAUCAUUGUUCCACCACUCUGCACAUCAAUUGCGUGCUUGGAGACAUGUUCUCGGGUCACGCCGCGGGAAGCGUAUUCACAUACCUUGAACGAGAAUUCCAAGUGGUGGCAAACAAUGGCAUCUCUCGACCUUACUGUCACGUGUGUAAAUCUCGUUGCAAGGCCUCCUUGAUUCUGAAGACACAUGACGGCACUGGUCUGUUCAUCUGUUCAUAUACUUGUUUUCACAAGUUUAUGUUCACCUAAACAUUUGAACCGAUUGGUUAUGUUUCUAUUCAAUGUUUAGAUAAUUCGUUUGGGGUCAAAUUUAUAUCUUGUUAGAACUCAUUGGUUACAUUAUAUAAACUCACAAAGUCAGAGGUUUUGGCAUUCAA